Messenger RNA from Dissoconium aciculare CBS 342.82, 1281 nucleotides. RefSeq lists its product as uncharacterized. The record is from RefSeq and is a predicted model, not a curated record. The transcript has 4 exons. Lineage: Eukaryota; Fungi; Ascomycota; Dothideomycetes; Mycosphaerellales; Dissoconiaceae. The coding region runs from base 1 to 1281 and encodes 426 amino acids.
AUGGCAGACAUACCCAGCAACAGCCCUCAACCGCAUGCAGGUGGUCUGCUGCUGCUCUCUGUCGACCACUCACCUCAUAGCAGCUGGGGUGGUCGAAUCGUCCUGAUAGGUUCGGUAAAUGAAGACUGUCGCAUGCCCCUCACCUGCCUCACUCAAAAUCCUAUGUCGGCCGCGGCGCCACAAGCGAUUCGAGGUCAAGAGAUGUGGUCGACGUACGUGAAGACGAUGGUCUUCUCAACACCUCCGGUCCGUGGCUGGUUCGGAUUGAGGCCAACUCGUUAUGCAGAGACCAUGCCGAUGCUGAGACAUGAAUGCGCGCAAAGAGGCGAGUGCUGCGGGAGUGAAUAUAGUUGUAGACCUGGUAUUAGUAUCAUGCUGAGUAAUUGGGUCAUGACCAACCUGGGAAUGCCCUGUCCUGCUAUCACUAUCCAUGGAUUGACCCUGCUGGGCUAUCGCUGGCUGCUCAGAGAUCAACGAUUCCAUGCAGGCGGAGGUGAUGACGAUAAGCCCUGGAGGCAAGUGUGGUGUGCUGCGCUGGAGCUAUGGCGGAUGCUGCCUGCUUGGAAAGUUGAAGGAUGGGGAAAGGAUGGAGACAGAUCACAUUACUGUACGGAGUGUACGAGCGGUGCUGAGGAUGUCCCCCUCGAGGACUGGAGGCGACGACCCAAUCUGUUCUGUGCAGCCAACAGCCAGCAGCCAGCAGCCAGCAGGUGCCCCCGGUGGGUUCAAGUAUCGCCGACGCCCGCGGAUCUCACUCCACUUGCACUUCCAUCCGCUUUUAUCUUUAGAACACACUUCUUCCCCAGCUUUCAGUUGGGCAUCAACGCCGGGAAAAUCUUCGUCUACCUGGGCACUAUCACCACUACUACUACCACUACGCCAGCACCACAAUACCCGUGGACUGUAUCUCAUCACACACUGUACAACCGCGCCCACGAGUACCGUACUGGCCCGAGGAGGUUUGCCGUUGGCCGACGAGCGCGUUGGGAGUGGAGGAUCUACUGCGGUCACGACCACGACGACGUGUUGUCGUUGUUGAUCAUCACUGCGAUUGACGUUGUCUUCGUCAUCGUGGCUAUAGCCUUUUUCACAUUCUCUCGGUCGUUCAUCACCACCACCACCACCAUCACCAUCGUUUCCUCCGUCUUCCAUUCCCUCACUCCUGCUUUUGCCGCUUGCUGCCCAUCGUGCAUGCUUCCGCCUAUAGCAUCGCUCGUCGGCUCGGCCCAAACCAUCUUCUCCCGUCCGGCAUCGUCCAUCAUCACCAAUCUCUAUCAUUGA